This is a messenger RNA of Perca fluviatilis (European perch), 7634 nucleotides long. Its product is annotated as piezo-type mechanosensitive ion channel component 2. The record is from RefSeq and is a predicted model, not a curated record. NCBI's taxonomy places the organism in Eukaryota, Metazoa, Chordata, Actinopteri, Perciformes, Percidae. Bases 208 to 6903 code for a protein of 2231 amino acids. The transcript has 45 exons.
CAAAGGUGAUGUCUUCAAAUUGCUUAUCAUAAUUCAAUGUAAUGAUAUACAGGAGGAGCUGGAACCAGACAAUGUUGUUGACUUAAUGAUCAUCACAAUAGUUGGUGUUCAGUUUUCUUUAACUGACUGACUAACUUUUGGGUGUGGAGUAUCACCUACAACAACUGGCUGACUUUCGCCCUGCUGGUGUGGUCCUGUGUAAUUUGGAUGAUGCGAGACCGGCGCCUCUACGCCAUGAUGUCCGCCCCGUUCCUGGCUGUCUACGGCACCGUCCUGCUGGUGCUGGGCUUCCUGAGCGGGCUGCGUCUGAGCCGGGCCGAGCUGUACCCUGGUCUCCCCCCGGCUGUCAUAAUGGACUUCGACCUGAACGGUUAUCACCCUGCGCCCUGUGUACACCUGGGAGCAAAGGUCUUCUACAGCUUCAACUUUUGGUUGAUGUUUCGUCAGCAGCUAAAGGAGAGAGAGGAGGAGCAGAGCUUAAAGGAGGAAUCUCUCGAUGAAGUCAAAGUCGUGCCACCAGAGGAAAGUCCACCAUCACCUCUUGCAGCGAUGCUCAUAUCAGGAGUGAAAGGGACGCUGGUGAAAUACUGGAUCCUCUUCUGCUGCUCCAUGUUCUUUGUGAUUAGCUUCUCUGGAAAGGUGGUUGUCUACAAGAUCCUUUACAUAGUCCUCUUCCUCUUCUGUGUUGUCCUCUAUCAGAUCCGUUAUGACGUGUGGCGUCGGGUCCUGAAGACAUUCUGGGCGGUGGUGGUCGGUUACUCCAUGGUGGUGUUGAUAGCCAUCUACAUGUACCAGUUCAAAAGUGUGUCUGGGCUGUUUAGACAGAUCAUGGGCAUGUCGGAGGAAGGUCUUCGUGACCUGGGUCUGGAACGGUAUGACACAGUGGAGCUGUUUGCACGUAUCCUGCUUCCUGCUAUGUUCCUAUUGGCUUGUAUCCUCCAGCUGCACUACUUCAACUCAGACUUUCUUUCUCUCACUGACCUCGACAACGUACCUGUCAGACAGGCUUCCAGAGAAGAAGAGCUCAGGAGUUCAGUCAAUGUGAUAUCUGAGACCAUUAAAGAAAACAUUGCAAAGUUCCAGAAAAGGCUUGUGAAGGAGCAAAUGGGAAAUGGGAAAAGUCAGGAGACACUGGACAGCGUUGGACUACAAACUUCCUCAGAGAAAGGAGCUAUGGAGCGGGAGGAGACAACAGAGGAGGAAACUGUCCCCAGCAGUCGUGAGGACAAGUGGGUUGUGAUUGUGGAUCGGGCAAGCCUGCUGCUCAUUCAGGCUCUUUCAGGACUCCACAGGCUCCAGGAGCAGAGCUGGAGGCUGCUGGAGCUCCACAGCCUCAAAAUCGUGUCCACCGGCAUCAUCUGGGUGUCACUGCAAGAGGUUUCUUUAAUGAACUUGCUCUUCCUGGUUCUGUGGGUGUUUGCACUCCCGUUCCCACGGUUACGACCUGCGGCAUCCAGCAUCUCUGCUGUGUGGGCCUGUGUCAUGGUGGUGUGCAAGAUGUUUUACCAGCUCAAAGUCAUCAAACCCCUCGAUUACUCCUCCAACUGCACAGCUGGCCUGGUGCCGUCCAACAGCUCGGGCCUAGAUGAUGGAGGAGAGCUGAGGGGGAACAUGCUGGAGCUGCUCAGGAGGUCUAUUCUCUACAUUGAGCCUGUGGACCCCGUCUACUGGUGUGGAGCGCUGCGUAAAUGUGAGGGCAGGAUCCUCCCCUGCCUCAGGAACCAUCUGAUGGUGCUCGGGCUGCUGUUGUUCGAGGCGACUGUCCAUCGGCACCAGCUCUACUUCCGUCUCCAUAACGAUUUGAAUGCCCUGCCCUUCAGCAUCAUCUUCCAGGGCAUCACAAGGCAGCACCUGGAUUACGGCGUCCUGCCCUGCAUCAAGUACUUUGUCAACUUCUGCUUCUACAAAUUUGGACUGGAGAUCAGUUUAAUCGUGGCGGUCAACGUGAUUGGUCAAAGGAUGGAUUUCUAUGCCCUGCUCCAUUCUUGCGCCUUAUUGGCUGUUCUGUCACGGCGACGCAGGAAGGCAAUCGGGGAGGUGUGGCCUAAAUACUGCUGCUUUACUGCCGGGCUCAUGGUGCUGCAGUACCUGCUUUGCAUUGGCAUCCCUCCCGCUGUCUGUGUUGAUUACCCCUGGAGAACCGCAGUUCAACCUUUGACCUCUAAUGUUAUUAAGUGGUUUUACCUGCCUGACUUCGCCAUGAGACCCGAUCCUUCAUUCAUAUUCUAUGACCACCUCCUGUUGCUCUGCUCGUCUCUGCAGUGGCAGGUGUUUGAGGAGGAGAACCGAGCGGCGGUGCGACUGCUGGCUGGAGACAACGUUGAGAUCAGCCGUAGUCUGGAUCCUUGUUCCUUCAACCAGUUCAUACCUGUCAAUAACUUCCUUCACUGCAGGUGCUACCUCGACAUGGUGAAGGUGUUUGUUUUCAGCUAUUUCUUCUGGCUGGUGCUGUGCCUCAUCUUCAUCACCGGCACCACACGGAUCAACAUCUUCUGUCUGGGCUACCUGGUGGCCUGUUUCUACUUCAUGUUGUUUGGAGGCAGCGUGCUGAUGCAGCCUGUCAGAUACAUCCUGCGACUGUGGGACUGGCUCAUCGGUUAUACCUGCUUUGUGAUCGCCAUGAAGAACCUGCUGUCUCUCGGUUCUUGUGCCUACCUGGACAGCCUGUUGAAGAACGGCUGCUGGCUAAUUCAGGCUUUCAGCAUGUUCUGCACCAUCAAAGGCUACGACGUCCCUGCUCCUGACGAUGAGUGCGAGCUGCCAGAGGGUGAGGCUGGCAUCGUCUGGGAUGCGAUCUGUUUCACUUUCCUCCUGGCACAAAGGAGGGUCUUCCUCAGCUACUACUUCCUCUACGUGGUGUCUGACCUUAAGUCUUCUAAGAUAUUGGCCUCCAGGGGCGCUGAGCUGUUUGAGGCCAGAGUGAAGAAGCAGGUAGCAGCCAGACUGGAGAUGGAGAAGAAAUCUGUGGAGACUCUGAAGAAACAGAUGGAGAAGAUCAAAUCUAAACAGAAGAGUGGGCCUGCAGCAGCAGAUAAACCAGCGCUUCCUGCUGAUCCAGAGCAGGUGACACUGGGUGAUGAUGAGAAGGCAAAGAGAGAUGCUGGAAAAUGGUGGAAGCCUUGGGUGUCUCAGCCAGGAGUGGAAAACAACUGUGGCUACCACCUGUUUGAGAGUGACAGCGAGGAGGAAGAGGAGGAAGUUCCAGAGAAGAAAGAAGAGGAACCACCACCGAAGAAGAAAUCUGCUUUCCAGUUGGCCUACGACGCCUGGAUCACCAGCUCCAAGUCGGCACUGAAGGACCUGAAGAAGGAGAAGAAAAAAAUUAAGAAAGAGGAGAAGAAGAGAGCAAAGAGAGAGCUGCAGAGACAGCAGGGCAUUGAUAGAACGGACUCUAGUGAGGAUGAACUCGAGGAAAGCUCUGUGGAGGCAGAGGGAGAGGAGGAAAAAGAAAACAUUCUGCAGCGCGUCAUUAACACCUUGAAGUUCAGCUGGGUGUUCGUUCAGUCCCUUCUUGACGACCUGACGGAGGGUCUGAACUUGUUCUGCAAAGAAAGCCUGGACAUUUCCAAAGUUCUGCUCUUUGAGCGUGCGUUACUCAGCCAACAGCAAAAGAAGGGUAGAGAAGUGAGCCAGGAGAGCGUGAAGCAGUUUUAUGAAAACUGGAUCUCCCGUCAGAACACGCUUUCAUCCCAAGACACCCUAGAUGACUCCCUGCCUCCCCCCCCCUCCCCACCCGAUGUCCCCUCCUCACACCAUUCCUAUGCCAAGCUGAAAAACCAAGCCUCCAAAGUGUCCUGGGGCAGCAGCGUUUCCAGCUGUAUGACAGAUGAGACGAUGCUGGGCUCCCGGCAGCCGACCCAGGAAGAGCUGGACGAGCCUCCUGCUGUGUCUCCUGCUGCUGACCAGCUCAGACGGAGGCUCCUGAAAACAGCCAACAUCGACCUGACCUCCUUUGAAACUGUUGAUCUGUCACCAAGCUGUGAAGAUGGCGCCCCUCAAAAAGAAGACCACAAAAAAGACGAGGGUGAUGACGAGGACACGGAGGGUGAGACGAAAAGUGAGCAAGGACCAGAAGAGACAGAGGAAGAGGAGGAAGAAGAGGAACAACGAGAGGAGGAUCGUGAGGUGGAGAGAAAAGAGCUGGAUGAGGAAGCAGAGCAGAGAGAAGAAGAUGAAUGCGUUGAUUGCCCAGAAUGCACCUCGUUGGGCUUCAGGGAGCGUGAUGGAGAGAAGAGCCUCGACCUCACAGAAUCUCCCAGACCUCUGAGUCAGGAAACGAGGAACCUCACUGCCAGUGAGCUGCUGCUUAACAAUAUGUUUGAACAUGACGAGAUCUCAGAGUCAGAUAAGUUUUUCGUGACGUUGCCGAGGCCAUUGAAGCUGGUGUUUGCCCUCUAUAACACCAUGGUGUCCAAGUCAGAGAUGCUGUGCUACUUUGUCAUCAUCCUUAACCACAUUGUGACGGCUUCGCUCCUCUCCCUCAUCCUGCCCAUUCUCAUCUUCCUCUGGGCCAUGCUGUCUGUGCCCCGGCCGAGCAAACGCUUCUGGAUGACCGCCAUAAUCUACACAGAGCUGACUGUCGUGGUGAAGUACUUUUUCCAGUUUGGUUUCUUCCCCUGGACCACGUCUGCGUACCGAGGCAUCAACGCCGAGCGGCCCUUCGCCUUGCCGAACAUCAUUGGGGUGGAGAAGAAAGACGGCUACGUCCUCUUCGACCUCAUUCAGCUGCUCGCUCUGUUCUUCCAUCGGUCUAUUCUCAAGUGCCAUGGGCUGUGGGACAACAAAGAAGUUGAGAUGCCAGAUUUUUUCAAGAAAAUGAAGAGGAAAGUUGACAAGAACAAGAUGACAGGAGGAGAUAAGACGGGCAGCAAAGAGAAAACUCAACGCCGGCUGAAGUUCCUCCCUCUCCAAGCCUCCACCACCUCCAUGUUCUGUAGACGAAAGAGAGGCGACUCAGCAGACCCUGAUGAGGUGAAGUCCAAGAAGCAGCACAGCAAGAAGAAGAGACGGCAACAAAAUAAGGCUCCGCUGACCAGGAAGCAGAGGAUCAGACAGCAGAUCAAAGAGUGGAUGCUACAGGCCAAAGCUGCCAUCGUAGAAGUCGCGCUUAACAUUUACCUACCCAUAAGACAGUUUUUCUAUGACAUCAUCCACCCAGACUACAGUCCUGUGUGUGACGUCUACGCUCUCAUGUUUCUCAUUGAUGUAGUCAACUUCAUCGUCACUAUAUAUGGAUACUGGGCUUUUGGGAAAUAUUCUGCAGCAGCCGACAUCACAGAGUCUCUGUCGGAGGACCAGGUUCCAGAGGCCUUCCUGGUCAUGCUGCUCAUGCAGUUUGGCACCAUGAUAGUAGACCGGGCCCUAUACCUGAAGAAGUCCCUGCUGGGAAAGUGUGUUUUCCAGGUGGUGCUGGUGUUCGGCAUACACUUCUGGAUGUUCUUCAUCCUCCCCGGGGUCACAGAGAGGAGGUUCAACAGGAACCCUGUUGCUCAGCUCUGGUACUUUGUAAAGUGCAUCUACUUCGGCCUGUCCGCCUACCAGAUCAAAUGUGGCUACCCAAACCGCAUCCUGGGCAACUUCCUCACCAAGAACUACAACUACCUGAACCUCUUCCUCUUCCAAGGGUUUCGUUUAGUUCCCUUCCUGACAGAGUUGAGAGCGGUGAUGGAUUGGGUUUGGACUGACACCACUCUGUCUCUCUCCAGUUGGAUUUGUGUUGAAGACAUCUAUGCAAACAUAUUCAUCCUCAAGUGCUGGAGGGAGUCCGAGAAAAAAUACCCCCACCCUCCAGGGCAGAAGAAGAAGAAGGUGGUGAAAUACGGGAUGGGAGGAUUCAUUAUCUUUGCUCUCAUCGGCAUCAUCUGGUUCCCGCUCCUCUUCAUGUCACUGGUGCAGUCAGCAGCCGGAGUGACCAAUCGGCCGGUGGACGUCUCCAUCCAGCUUAGCAUCGCAGGAUAUGAGCCUCUGUUCACCAUGAGUGCCCAGGAGCAGAACUUGGUUCCGUACACAGAAGCUGGAUUCAACCGACUCACCAAAGUCUACGCAACCCACCCAUCCGCCAUGCAGUUCAUAAUGAACUACGAGGCGGACGACAUUGUUGUCGCUAAGAUCAAGAGUGAUGCCAGUCUGCUGUGGAGCAUCAGCCCGGCCAGUCGAGCCGCCAUGAUCCAGGAGCUCAGCAACUCCUCUCAUAUAUACAUGACCUUACGCUGGACACUGCUCAGGAAUGCGUCCAUAUCUAUGGUUGUAGAGACGGUGGGAGAACACACCGUGAAGUUUGAGGACGAGGCCUUGAGGGAAGGGAUAGUCCACAUGCUCAAUGGCAACAGCAGCAAACCUGUGCUCAUUCAUUCUCUGCUGCCUAAGUUCCUCAGGGGUCCCAAAGGACCAGAGUCCAAAAUGGCAACAAGGAUGAAAGUAGAGCACUCAGACCGCCCAGACCUGCAGGCGCUGGCUUUCUUCAGGCCCAUGUCAGUCAAACUUCAGCAGGUCAACGGAGGGUCAGAGAAAAAGGCAGGCCAGUGGUGGGUGGUGGAGGAGUGCUCCCCAGUUCUCGCCUUCUCCAACCACAAGUGUCAUAGCAUAGAGAUAGUGGUAUUCAGUGAUAAAGUCAGCCCCUCCAGUCUGGGCUUUCUGGCUGGACACGGCAUCGUAGGCCUGUACAUGUCAGUGGUGCUGGUCAUCGGAAAGUUUGUCAGGGAGUUCUUCAACGGGAUCUCCAGGUCCAUCAUGUUUGAGGACCUGCCGUGUGUGGACCGGGUCCUGAAGCUCUGCACGGACAUUUUUGUGGUCCGAGAGACGGGAGAGAUGGAGCUGGAGGAGACGCUGUUUGAGAAGCUCAUCUUCCUCUACCGAUCGCCGGAGACCAUGAUCAAGAUGACCAGAGAGAAGAAAGACAGCUAGUGUUUGGUGGCAUACCAUCUGUUAGUAUGUGACGUGGAGGGUGAAACACCGCCUGUGGAUGUGUCCACACUGAACUACCAUCACUCAAAAUAUAUGUAUUAGAGCAAAUAAUAUUUGGUGCAGUAGUCAUUUCAUUCAGCAGGGGGAACUUGUGAUUAAUGAUCCAGUUGUAAUCAAGAACCCUGCUGAAGUGCCCCUGAGAAAGAUUUUGGGUCCCUUUCUGACUACUUAUCUUGAGCUCUGACUUUACUAGUAUUAAUACUGACAAAACAUGUUGCCUGAUUUGAUUAGUUUCAAAGCGGUCAUCAAUGUGGGCUUUACUUGUCUGACACUUAUGUUAUUGUUUACAGACACUUCAACUUCUAGCAAAAUGAGUCAUUUUCUAUUAUUUGCCUAUAUCAUUCAGAAUAUCAAUGACAUUUUACAGUAAUUUAGAAGGCACUAAACCAGACAACACCAACGAAUGUGAACUGCAGUUAAACAAAUUAAGUGCCUGCCAGUUAUUUGCUAGUUUAUUUGACUUCCAGCCCACUGGGCAAUGCAUGCAUUUCUAAUAGUUUUGGAUUCAGGAUUUUACUGGUCUAUGUACUGUACACAACACUGUAUUCCCCAACUUUAGAUUCUAUCAGGAGGAUCAAUGAAUAGUCAAACUACUGAGAUACUCAUGGAUCAACACACAUACCUCUGUAAAUACCAUGGUUCUGUAUAUGACUAUGUAGACUACUGCACUG